AUGAGUGGGACACAGGAGGCUGGGCGAGGCAAGAAAAGGGAGGAUAAAACAGAGCAGCUACAAACAUCAUCCCAGGAGAAGGAUGUGAGGACACCGGAAUAGAUGACAUGCAGGAGACACACGGGACUAUUGCUCCUCAACAGAACAGCCUGGACCAAAAAGUAAAGCAUCGUCACUAAAGCAGCGCAAAUGCUGAGCUACAUCCUCUAAGAAGCGGAAAGGUAAUUAAAGGAAGGAAAGGGCUUCUGACUCAAGGGCCCUGCACACACACGCCACUGUGGCUGCUGCCAGCUUGGGAGCGAUGUCCCUUCCUGAGGCACGCUUCUCCACUCCUCCACCUUCCUCUUCCCCUUCCCCCCAGUGUGACUACAGUGAGUGGAGCCCCUCGCUGGUUUUCAUACCUUCUGUCUACGUUCUAGUUUUUGUCCUUGGAUCUCUGGGCAAUGGUCUGGUCCUCUGGGUGUACCUGGACAGGCCCAGGGGGAGAGUGGCAAGAGUCAGCAGCUGCUCGAAGUCCAGCAAGCCCAAAACCGCUUGCAGUGGACCCUCCACCCCGUCGUCAUCCCGCUCCAUCACCGACUCUCUCAUCGCCAGCCUGGCCGCAGCUGACCUGGCCUUUGUGCUGACUCUGCCCCUCUGGGCUGCGUACACAGCCCUGGGCUACCACUGGCCCUUUGGAAAGCCCCUGUGCCAGGUCAGCAGCUUCAUAGUGGCACUCAACAUGUACGCCAGUGUCUUCUCCCUCACUGGCCUCAGCGUGGAGCGUUACUGGGUCAUCGCACGGCGACGCAAAACAGGGGCCAUGCGGGGCACAGAGCUGUGCCGGGCACCGGUCGUGGUGAGUGUGGUGUGGUUGGCGGCGGGUGUGCUGGCCCUGCCUGCUCUCCUGCUCAUGACGGUCAAGCAGGUGGGCCUGGGGAGCGAGUCCGAUGACGAGUGGCCUGAGGAGGAGGACGCUGGCCUGCCUCAGGACUCCGCUCUGGCCUUCAUCUCCUCCUGUGACAUGGACUACUCCAGCCUGAUCCCCGCCGAGCUGGAGCCGGAGGAGCGUGAGCGGCUGGAGGUGGCGUGGGGGGCGGCGCUGGGCCUCAAGUCCACGCUGCUGGGCUUCCUGCUGCCACUGGCCGUGCUGCUGCUGUGCUACUGUUCGCUGGGGCGCCUGCUGGCCCAACACUUUCGCGAGAGUCCGCGGCCCGACCGCGGGCGCCAGCGCCGGCUGCUGCGCGUCAUCGUCACCCUGGUGCUGGCCUUCUUCCUGUGCUGGCUGCCCUACCACGCCAACAAGAGCCUGGCCAUGCUGAUGGAGCUGGAGCUGCUGCCCUACUCCUGCACCUUGGUCCAGCUGCUGCUCCUGGCCCACCCCUACACCAUCUGUCUGGGCUACGUGAAUAGCUGCCUGAACCCGCUGCUCUACGCCUGCUGUGACACAGCCUUCCGCAGGCGCUGCAGGGCCCUCCUGAAGAACAUCGGCUGCAGGUCGAGGUGCAGCAGAGUGACUGAGGCUGAGGAAGAGGAGGAGGAG
Molecule: messenger RNA, 1522 nt
Organism: Alosa sapidissima (American shad)
Lineage: Eukaryota; Metazoa; Chordata; Actinopteri; Clupeiformes; Clupeidae
Gene: aplnr2
Product: apelin receptor 2
Exons: 2
Biological process (GO): G protein-coupled receptor signaling pathway; immune response
Cellular component (GO): membrane
Molecular function (GO): G protein-coupled receptor activity
Source: RefSeq, a predicted model, not a curated record